Helianthus annuus (common sunflower) is the source of this 801-nucleotide messenger RNA. RefSeq lists its product as uncharacterized. Lineage: Eukaryota; Viridiplantae; Streptophyta; Magnoliopsida; Asterales; Asteraceae. Bases 1 to 801 code for a protein of 266 amino acids. Gene Ontology annotation, molecular function: ATP binding. The record is from RefSeq and is a predicted model, not a curated record. The transcript is spliced from 3 exons.
AUGGAACAAACAAAGAUAUUUGCAAAAUGGCUUUUGGAUGUAGGAGAAGGAAAUGUUGGUGGUGCGAAUGAUGGUGAGGCUACUAUCGAUAUACCUGAGGACCUGCUCAUUGCCGAUUCAUUUGAUCCUAUAGGCAAUCUAAUUGAUUUUGUUUAUCCACGUAUUCUUGAAAAUUUCAACGAUCCAAACUUCUUUCAGGAAAGAGCAAUACUUGCACCGAAGAAUGAAGUCGUUCAGCAAAUUAAUGAUCGUUUGUUAGCGAUUUUUCCCGGUGAUGAAAAGGAAUACCUAAGUUCAGAUAGUAUCUGUCAGUCAGAUCAUGUUCACGAUAACUUUGAUGAACGUUUAUAUUCACCCGAUGUUCUUAAUGGACUUAAACUCUCAGGUUUGCCAAACCAUAAAUUAGUACUAAAAGUCGGGAUUCCUAUUAUGCUGCUAAGAAAUAUUGAUCAGAACAGUGGUUUAUGUAAUGGAACUGGACUGCAGGUGUUGUCAUUGGGUAAUCUUGUUAUAGAAGCUCGAAUCAUAUCUGGAAGUAACAUUGGUCAUCGUAUUUAUAUUCCAAGAAUGAGUUUGACACCUUCAGACAAAAGAAUUCCGUUCAAAUUUCGAAGAAGACAAUUUCCGCUUGCUGUACAAGUGGGCCGUUCUCUUAUUAAUAAGACGAAAAGGAAGUUGGGUAAUGGUGGUUUUGGGCAGGUUUAUGUUGGUAGGAGGGUGACAGGUGGCAGUGGUAGAACGGGACCUGAUGUGAUGAAGCCGAGGGUUCCAAAAAAGAAGUUGGACGCGGGAUCCGAAUAG